AUGAAGAACUGCUGGAAAAUUCCAGUUUUCUUCUUUGCAUGCAGUUUCCUGGUACCCUGGGCAUCUGCAACUGUCAAGCGUCGCCCAAGAUUCCCUGUCAAUUCAAAUGGUAAUGGUGGAAAUGAACUCUGUCCAAAGAUCAGGAUCGGCCAAGAUGACUUACCAGGGUUUGACCUGAUUUCCCAGUUCCAGGUAGAUAAAGCAGCAUCUAGAAGAGCUAUCCAGCGAGUAGUGGGAUCAACUGCAUUACAGGUGGCUUAUAAGUUGGGAAGUGAUGUGGACUUCAGGAUUCCAACCAGGCACUUAUAUCCCAGUGGACUGCCUGAAGAAUACUCCUUUUUAACUACUUUUCGGAUGACUGGAAGCACACUUGAAAAGAACUGGAGCAUUUGGCAGAUUCAAGAUUCCUCAGGGAAGGAGCAAGUUGGCGUGAAGAUUAAUGGCCAGACUAAAUCUGUUGCAUUUUCAUACAAAGGCCUGGAUGGAAGUCUCCAAACUGCAGCUUUUUCGAAUUUGCCGUCCUUGUUUGAUUCCCAGUGGCAUAAGAUCAUGAUCGGUGUGGAAAGGAGUAGUGCUACUCUUUUUGUUGACUGCAACAGGAUUGAGUCCUUACCUAUUAAGCCAAGAGGCCAAAUUGAUGUCAAUGGCUUUGCUGUGCUGGGAAAACUUGCGGAUAAUCCUGAAGUUUCUGUUCCGUUUGAACUUCAGUGGAUGUUGAUUCAUUGUGACCCCCUGAGACCCAGGAGAGAAACAUGCCACGAGCUACCAGUCAGAAUAACGCCCAGCCAGACCGCUGAGGAGAGAGGUCCGCCUGGCGAGCAGGGUCCUCCCGGGCCUCCGGGCCCCCCUGGAGUUCCCGGCAUCGAUGGCAUAGAUGGUGACCGAGGUCCAAAAGGUCCCCCCGGCCCCCCGGGUCCUGCUGGAGAACGGGGGAAACCAGGAGCCCCGGGCAAGCCUGGCACGCCGGGCGCCGACGGCUUACCAGGACCUGAUGGAUCCCCUGGCUCUGUUGGACCAAGGGGACAGAAAGGCGAACCUGGUGUGCCUGGAUCUCGUGGAUUUCCAGGCCGUGGUAUUCCUGGACCUCCUGGUCCUCCUGGGACACCAGGACUCCCUGGAGAGCUUGGCCGUGUAGGACCUAUUGGUGACCCUGGAAAAAGAGGACCACCUGGCCCCCCAGGCCCCCCAGGACCCAGUGGAACAAUUGGCUUUCAUGAUGGUGAUCCACUGUGUCCCAAUUCCUGUCCACCUGGUCGCUCAGGAUACCCAGGUCUACCAGGCAUGAGGGGUCAUAAAGGGGCUAAAGGAGAAAUUGGUGAACCAGGAAGACAAGGACACAAGGGUGAAGAAGGUGACCAGGGAGAACUGGGAGAAGUUGGAGCUCAAGGACCUCCAGGAGCUCAAGGUUUGAGAGGCAUCACUGGCAUAGUCGGGGACAAAGGGGAAAAGGGUGCUCGGGGCUUUGAUGGAGAACCUGGGCCUCGGGGUCUUCCUGGUGCACCUGGCGACCAGGGACAACGAGGACCUCCAGGGGAAACAGGUCCCAAAGGAGACAGAGGAGCUCAAGGUUCUAGAGGAAUUCCUGGCCCCCCUGGGCCCAAAGGAGACACGGGCUUGCCAGGUGUGGAUGGCCGUGAUGGGAUACCUGGAAUGCCUGGAACAAAGGGUGAACCGGGGAAACCAGGGCCUCCUGGUGAUGCAGGAUUACAGGGGUUACCAGGAGUACCCGGAAUGCCUGGUGCAAAGGGUAUUGCUGGCGAAAAGGGUAACACAGGUGCUCCAGGAAAGCCUGGUCAAAUGGGAAAUUCAGGCAAACCGGGCCAACAGGGGCCUCCAGGAGAGGUGGGACCUCGAGGACCCCGGGGCCUUCCUGGCAGUAGAGGAGAAACAGGGCCAGUAGGAUCCCCAGGCCUACCAGGUAAAAUGGGUUCUCUUGGUAGCCCUGGUCUUCCUGGCUUGCCUGGACCUCCUGGACUUCCUGGAAUGAAAGGUGACAGGGGUGUAGUUGGUGAACCCGGUCCAAAGGGUGAACAGGGUGCUUCUGGUGAAGAAGGUGAAGCAGGAAGAAGGGGUGAACUUGGAGAUAUAGGAUUGCCUGGCCCAAAGGGAUCUGCGGGUAACCCUGGGGAGCCUGGCUUGAGAGGGCCUGAAGGAAGCCGGGGGCUUCCUGGAGAGGAAGGACCAAGAGGACCACCUGGACCCCGAGGCGUGCAGGGAGAACAGGGUGCCACAGGCCUGCCUGGAAUUCAGGGUCCUCCAGGUAGAGCACCAACAGAUCAGCACAUUAAGCAGGUGUGCAUGAGAGUCAUGCAAGAGCAUUUUGCUGAAAUGGCUGCUAGUCUCAAGCGUCCAGACUCUGGUGCUUCAGGCCUCCCUGGCAGGCCUGGCCCUCCUGGACCCCCAGGACCCCCUGGAGAGAAUGGCUUCCCAGGACAAAUGGGAAUUCGUGGCCUCCCAGGCAUUAAAGGCCCCCCUGGUGCUCUUGGUUUGAGGGGACCUAAAGGUGACUUGGGAGAAAAGGGGGAGCGUGGCCCUCCAGGAAGAGGUUCGAAAGGUUUGCCCGGAGCUACAGGUCUGCCAGGUGACCCAGGGCCUGCCAGCUAUGGAAGAAAUGGCCGGGAUGGAGAGCGAGGACCCCCAGGGGUGGCAGGAAUUCCUGGUGUGCCUGGCCCGCCCGGACCUCCUGGCCCUCCCGGUUUCUGUGAGCCAGCCUCUUGCACCAUGCAGGCUGGUCAGCGAGCAUUUAGCAAGGGGCCUGAUGCAUGAAAAUUUAGUGCUGCUUGGCUGUCUCCAUAAACCACCCCUGGGAGGAGCUCAGAGCAUCACCACCGGAAGCUGGGGCAGGGAUGACAAUGUCAUACCUUCAACAUGGUUAUAGAAGUCCUACUUGACAGUCUAACUUAGAAAAAUGGUGCUAUUCAGUAAGCCCUCUGUCCUUUCCCUUAGAGGAAAGACAGCAGAGACAACACUAAGAAAAAAGACAAAAACCUCCACAAAAAUCACCUCCCUUUAAUUCAAUUUAUAUUCCUAUUCCCAUGAUCUUGAACGUUAGUGUGCUGUCUAUAUGUGAUAUAUCUUGAGCCACCGUGCCAAUAAACAAAAACAACUGUUUGGGUUACAUCAGUUGCAGUAGUUAUUUUUGGUUUUUAAUUAAGAUAUUAUAUGGAGGAUUACUAGACUAGUUACAAAGAAAACCCACUAUAUUCGGUAAAAUUGGUGCUUAAAAUCCCCGUCAAUGUGCGCUCUGGAGAAUGGCAGGGAAGGGCUUUGUCACCCCAAAUUAUUUCUUUAUGUCGCAUGUUGGUUUUUAUCUUCAGUCUGAAUUUUUAUUGAACUGUUUGUACUGUACCCCAAACGCUUUAAUAUUUUGAGCUCUUCUAGUGAAAGCAAAGAAAUUUUAAUACCCUGGCAUUCAUAAGUUUUAUUGAUGAGAUUAUUUAUUUUAAAGGUUUGAGGUGACAUCUCUGGUUGUACCAAAGAAAAAAAUAAAUAUGGUUUCUUAAUCUUGUGCAUGUUUUCUUAUAAGUAAUGUUGUUCAAUUAA
Tupaia belangeri chinensis (Chinese tree shrew) is the source of this 3543-nucleotide messenger RNA. RefSeq names its product collagen type IX alpha 1 chain (gene COL9A1). The record is from RefSeq and is a predicted model, not a curated record. Gene Ontology annotation, cellular component: extracellular matrix. The coding region runs from base 1 to 2766 and encodes 921 amino acids. The transcript has 38 exons. Lineage: Eukaryota; Metazoa; Chordata; Mammalia; Scandentia; Tupaiidae.